GCGCUCCGAGCAGCCAGCGAGCGCUCAGUGCAGUCUGGCUCAGACCCCGGACAGUGGCUCUGUGUUGUGUAUAAUAUUAUAUGUAUUCUGUCGUUUUUAAAGCGUAAAAGAAUGCUCAGCUAAUUAUAGCAAUCGUUUGUUUUAUUGUAUUCUGCAGGACGUUAAGUGUUGGUAUUUAGUUUGCGGUUAUCGAAACGGUUGGACGCGGACAUGAAUGACAUCAAACUGGCUGUGCUGGGCAGCGAGGGAGUGGGGAAAUCAGCUCUCAUCGUUCGGUUCCUGACGCGGAGGUUCAUCGGGGAGUACGCCUCGUUGACCGAGUGUAUCUACAGAAAGCGUCUAACUCUGGAUGGGAGACAGCUUAACGUGGAGCUGUAUGACCCCUGCUCACAGGUGUGUGCGGGGAAGUCUGCGCUGAGCGACCAGAUCCACUGGGGCGACGGUUUCUUGGUCAUCUACGACAUCAGCGACCGGUCCUCCUUCCAGGCUGCCAAGAACAUCCUCCACCUGAUGAGAGAGACGCACCCAGGGGCCAGCAAAAGGGACGGUGAGGCGGCGGCGGGCCGGCCGGUGGUGCUGGUGGGCAACAAGCAGGACCUGUGCCACAUGCGGGAGGUCGACCACGAGGAGGGCCAGCGCCUCGCCGCCGACCACCGCUGCGGCUUCCUGGAGCUGUCGGCGGCGGAGCACAGCCAGGAGGUGGCGCUGGUGUUCUCCAAGGUGGUGCAGAGCGUCUGCGCGGGCAGCAAGGCCAAGGAACGCCGCCGCCGGCCCAGCGGCUCCAAGUCCAUGGCCAAGCUCAUCAACAACGUCUUCGGGAAGAGGAGGAAGUCGGUGUGAGGGGUCGGAGCCCCCCCCCCCCCCCCCCCCCCCACACACCCUUUUCCGCCCAGGUCCAGGGCUCAACGUCAGUUGGGGUUUGAACCCAGUGGUCGUCGGGACGAGACCCAAAAGUGGGUCACGCCGUGAAACAGGUGUGGGAAUCCCCUGAUGUAGACGUUCUAGAAUUAAACCCCACUGCCCUGUGUCAACCUGUUGCAGUUGCUUCUGAAUGCUAAUGGCGUUUAUAUUCAAAAAGCAACGCUAAACUCUUAAGGAAAAGCGCGGCCACAGUGCCACCUACAGGUCAUCAAAGUAAUUUGAUCUAUCGUUUGUUUGUGUGGUGAUUGACGCUUGGAUCCAAUACAUCCUCUCACCAGAGGGGGCGCUGUUGCGGUUUCCAUUUAGUGUUUGGUGACAAUUUAAGAUUCAUUUAUGUCCGAAUUAAUUUCAUAUUGCUGAGGUAAUAUUCUAUAGCACUUAUUUGACUGAAUCUCUCGCUACAACCCCAAUACUGCUGUGGGUUAAAAACAUACUUUUUAUGCAGUGAUAUUGUCUUGGAAGAGUUAAUUAUAAAUCCUAGUGUGACAUAGGCCUAAUGAACCAAAGUAUUGUGCUUCCCUUUUGGAAGAAUUGAGCGUUGAGGGAUUAUUUCUUCGGCUUUGUUCUGCUCUUUCUCUGGGAUUAAUCGGUCGCGGGUCAGGUCACACCCCUCAGAGUUCGUUCCAUCUGAGGACAAAUCCAACGGGCGAUGAAAGGAACGUAAAUCCCACGGAAUUAUUAUCUGUUCUACUCAUUUUUUGUUGUACAUAGUGGUUGAUCCUUUAACUGAGUUCACAGCAAAUUAUCACAGACAAAGAAUGUGUUACUUGGAGUCUGUAACAGAAGGAGCCUGAGAAAGUGAUGAGUGUAAAUAUGUUGGUCCAAGAAUUAAACAUUUGUAUUGCUUGAUA
Messenger RNA from Gadus macrocephalus (Pacific cod), 1772 nucleotides. It is a transcript of the gene rergla, whose product is annotated as RERG/RAS-like a. The transcript is spliced from 5 exons. The record is from RefSeq and is a predicted model, not a curated record. Gene Ontology annotation, molecular function: GTP binding; GTPase activity. The coding region runs from base 211 to 840 and encodes 209 amino acids. Lineage: Eukaryota; Metazoa; Chordata; Actinopteri; Gadiformes; Gadidae.